Messenger RNA from Ophidiomyces ophidiicola, 1197 nucleotides. RefSeq names its product GPI mannosyltransferase 1 (gene GPI14). Gene Ontology annotation, molecular function: alpha-1,4-mannosyltransferase activity; GPI mannosyltransferase activity. NCBI's taxonomy places the organism in Eukaryota, Fungi, Ascomycota, Eurotiomycetes, Onygenales, Onygenaceae. Gene Ontology annotation, cellular component: membrane; glycosylphosphatidylinositol-mannosyltransferase I complex. The transcript has 3 exons. The coding region runs from base 1 to 1197 and encodes 398 amino acids. The record is from RefSeq and is a predicted model, not a curated record. Gene Ontology annotation, biological process: GPI anchor biosynthetic process.
AUGAAAUACACCGAUAUUGACUACUAUGUCUUCACCGACGCCGCGAGAUUCGUUGCUAACGGUCAGUCUCCCUACGACAGGGCUACAUACAGAUACACGCCCUUACUCGCCUGGUUACUUGUGCCCACGGCGUGGGGCAGCCACGGACCACUAGGGGCGCUCUGGUUUUUAUUUGGCAAAGCAUUAUUUGCCCUCGCGGAUAUUGUUGCGGGGUGGCUGAUUGUCCUGGUCUUGAAGAAGCAUCAGCAUAUGGAUACCACUCGAGCGCUGAAAUAUGCCAGUAUCUGGCUGUUGAACCCUAUGGUGGCGACAAUUAGCACGAGGGGGAGCUCCGAGGGCCUCCUUGGAGUAAUGGUUAUCGCUCUUCUGUGGGCUGUCUUGCAGAAGAAAGUAGUACUGGCGGGGUGUCUGUUAGGCCUGGGAGUGCACUUCAAAAUCUAUCCAUUUAUAUAUGGACCGGCAAUUCUAUGGUAUAUGGAUCAUACCGUGGAUGCAGAGGAUACGACAGAUCACCCAGAAGAAGAAUCGAGUUUAUUUCAGCGGACCCUUGGACUUUUGACACCGAACCGGCUUACACUUACUUUCACGGCAUUGGGCACGUUUGCCGCCUUCAAUGUAGGCAUGUAUCUGAUCUACGGACUGCCGUUCGUACAACAUACUUAUUUGCACCAUUUAACCCGCGUGGAUCAUCGCCAUAAUUAUUCGCCAUACAAUACGCUGCUUUAUUUGUCAUCAUCAGAGACGGCAAAUGGAGCAUCACGCAGCAAUUUCGAGUCUCUUGCUUUUAUUCCACAGUUGGGCCUGUCGGCAAUUUUAAUUCCUCUAGUGCUCGCAAGAAAGGAUCUCGCGGGAAGCUUGUUGGCGCAAACAUUUGCAUUUGUUGCAUUUAACAAAGUUUGCACAAGUCAGUAUUUCUUGUGGUACAUUAUAUUCCUUCCUCUCUAUCUUCCAUACUCUUCGUUUGUCGCACGACCUUUUUUGGGCGGAAGCGCUGCUACACUAUGGGUGGCUGGGCAGGUUCUCUGGCUCCGGCAGGGGUUCAAGCUGGAGUUUUUGGGGAUUUCUACUUUUUUCCCAGGUCUUUUCCUUGCUUGCUUGCUGUUUUUUGCUGUUAAUGUGUGGAUUUUGGGAAUCAUCGUGGGCGACAUUGGGGAAUAUCGCCCCUCCCUCAGCAGCGGUGCAAAGGGCAAGGUUUAG